UCACUGUUAUUGUGGUAGUUGCAACUGUAUCUGCUCGCACAGAUUUUGCCACCAUUUCGCUGACAUUUAGGCCCCUAAAACUGCGUAAACGAGAGGACCCGCAAGACUAAAUCGGUACAAUGUCGCGCCAAAAGGACAUUUCAUCGGACGAGAGUUUGCAAGGUUCCUGGGUUGAGCUGCAUUUCAGUGGCACUGGAUCCCAAAGCACCAGUCACCAUGGAAGUCAGGAGCAAAUCCCCACGUCCAUCCAGGAGGUUGACAUGGAGAAAAUGCUGCUAGAUGCACAGCACGAGUCAGGCAGAAGCAGCUCCAGAGGAAGCUCUCAGUGUAACAGCCCACUAAGAGCACAGACCCCCCUUCUUAUGUGGAGAGGCUCAGAGGGAAACAGCUCGCAGUCAGAUGAAGAUUUCCAAGAAAGAAGACGGGAAGUAGAGAACCUGAUGAAGAAAAAUGCUGACUGGAUCUGGGACUGGUCUAGUCGACCUGAGAACAAUCCACCAAAGGAGUUCCUGCUGAAGUACCCUAAGCGCUCGACCUCUCUCAGCAUUAGGAACACCAGCGUCAUGAAGAAGGGAGGCGUUCUCUCUGCUGACUUUCUGAAGCUUUUCCUUCCAUCAUUAAUCAUUUCUCACAUACUUGCUGUUGGCCUUGGGAUAUAUAUUGGGAAGCGUCUGACCUCCCACAACUCCUACUAAGUAGGAUGGCGGUGUUGCAACACCUUUGUCACCUUGAUGUGACCAUCUUGGCAUGCCUUAAAAUGGGACCUUCUGAAUAUCAAGGGAGAUGUGGCCAUGUGACACUGUCCAAUUUGUUUGAGUGCACCACGUCGCCCCCCAACCCCCCCGCAUGGAGAGGAUGUGUCAUUGCUGUUUCAUGGUGUAUUCUCCUCAUCACAACAGUGACCAAUCCUCUGCUCCUUGCUGUUGCCCCUUGUUGUGGCCUGGAGAUGACUGUUUGGCUGUUUCCUGCUCCUUAAAUCUGCACGUUACGGAACUGAUACAUAUUGUACGUCAUUGCCUUUUUCUUUUUGCAAUGAGAAAUCACUAUUGAUUUUAAACGAUAUACUGUCAAGUGAUUUUUAUUUUUAGACCAGCUGUGGAUAAAGAAAAUAGUUUGGGCUUGUAAUUUUAUUUGACCUUUUGUCCAAGGGAUCAUUAGCUUAGCGUUUCACUGAUUGCCUCCAUUGCAGAUUGCUUAAUUUGUGCAAAUGUAAUUGUUAUUGAGAGAAAAUCAACUGAAAUGGUCCAAUUUAUUCAUCCUACUCAAAAUAAAAGUUGGGUAUACACA
Messenger RNA from Micropterus dolomieu (smallmouth bass), 1287 nucleotides. RefSeq names its product BCL2 interacting protein 4 (gene bnip4). The record is from RefSeq and is a predicted model, not a curated record. Gene Ontology annotation, biological process: mitochondrial outer membrane permeabilization; positive regulation of apoptotic process. The transcript is spliced from 6 exons. Lineage: Eukaryota; Metazoa; Chordata; Actinopteri; Centrarchiformes; Centrarchidae. Gene Ontology annotation, cellular component: mitochondrial outer membrane; mitochondrial envelope; nucleus. The coding region runs from base 120 to 695 and encodes 191 amino acids.